Molecule: messenger RNA, 720 nt
Organism: Colletotrichum lupini
Lineage: Eukaryota; Fungi; Ascomycota; Sordariomycetes; Glomerellales; Glomerellaceae
Exons: 2
Coding region: 1-720 (239 amino acids)
Source: RefSeq, a predicted model, not a curated record
AUGCGUGAUGAUGGACCGACUACGCUUUUUUCCGAUCUCCAAAGUGACAAACACCGCCAGGACUGGCUGGCAGCACGGCAACCUUUAUCAGACGCAACACUUUCGAGCGGCUUCAGCGGGGGGCCAAGCAGCAGAUGCUCACAUUCCGCACUGCGACGGCUACGAAAGGGUUUCAGAGGCGAUGAGAUAAGGCACAUGCCGUCAUGGUGGGUACCCCACCCAUCCCACAAGCAGGGAGCCCAGACGUUCCCCAGGAUGAACGGAAACAGCGGCUUGGUCGCCUGUGCCCUCCUGUUCUUUGUAUUCCAGGUUGAAUCUGGGCGGGUGCUGCGCGGGAUGGCGGGCAUAGCCUGGAGCAUCCGAAGCAUGGGUGGGGAACCCGUCAAAGCCGCGCCGCACAUGGGCCGGCCAGCGGCGGCUUAUCGCGGCUCACCGCGGCCAUCACACUCGGCCGGCGCCUUUCCGCUUGCGAUUGGCAUCUCACCUCAACGCUGUACCGCCGGCUCUACGCUUUACCGCUGCCAACCUCUCCUUCUACUUCGGGACGCUACUGCCAGGUAUCGAAGCCAUUCUAGGAUGGCGCCCGUCCCGUCACGAAUUGCCUAUGCGCAAGGACUGUGGACAGAGACAGGAUCUAGAGACUACCCCCGCCCGGGAGGGAAGGUUGGCCAGAUUACUCAAGUCCUUGUCCUCCAAAGGCGGAAGUCCGUCGUUGAAUAA